AUGUAUUAGUUUGUAAUUAAUUACAAUUUUUUAUUCAUUAAUCUUCUAUUUUAUUUAAAAAUUAAUGAAUUAGUGAACAAUCUUCAUUAGCAGCACUUAUAGCAUAACAUUCCUUCUUAUGGUUGUUGUUUUACAUAAUUAAUAGAACUUAGAUUAUCUUCUUAACAGUAAAAGCAUUUGAAAGGGAUAUUUUAAAAUGAACCUUAAAACAUUUUGUCGUAGAGUAAGUAGGCGUUACAGAAUUUGUAAUAUUAUGAACUUAUGUCUUCAAAAACAAUACUUAAUUACAUCUCAUAUUGUUAGCCAAUCCCUGUUUAACGUAAGUCAGUUUUGAAAUAGGAGAUCACAGAUACUUUAAAAACUCUCCAGAAUAUUUACAUAUCUUCUGAAUCGUAUGAAAUUCCAUUAGUCACUAAUAGGUAUUUGAUAAAUUUCAUCAUUACUUCAAAAGGUUCAUUCUUUGAAUUUUUUCCCUUUUCCCAUUUAAAUUCAUGUUUCACUUAAAAUAUUUUUAGUAUGUAAAAUAUCCAAAAUAUGAAGUAAAGUUAAUUAAUAGUUAAGCACAAUGUAUUCUUUCAAAUUCAUAAAUAUAUAAUAAAUAUUUACUAAAAUUUAUUUAACAUAUUUAAAGCUAUUUAUAAAUACAAAUAAACAACCAUUUUUAGUAAAACAAACUGA
This is a messenger RNA of Tetrahymena thermophila SB210, 678 nucleotides long. RefSeq lists its product as hypothetical. The record is from RefSeq and is a predicted model, not a curated record. NCBI's taxonomy places the organism in Eukaryota, Ciliophora, Oligohymenophorea, Hymenostomatida, Tetrahymenidae. The transcript has a single exon.